Molecule: messenger RNA, 4520 nt
Organism: Arachis ipaensis
Lineage: Eukaryota; Viridiplantae; Streptophyta; Magnoliopsida; Fabales; Fabaceae
Product: G-type lectin S-receptor-like serine/threonine-protein kinase SD1-1
Biological process (GO): recognition of pollen; protein phosphorylation
Cellular component (GO): plasma membrane
Molecular function (GO): ATP binding; protein serine/threonine kinase activity
Source: RefSeq, a predicted model, not a curated record
CUGUUUUAAUUUAUGCAUUGCUGCAAAGACAUCACAAUAUUGUAAACAUGCAAAGAAUGAAAAACUUUCACCACUUUGUACCAAUUAUUUUCCACCUUUUUCUCUAUUUUCUUCUCUCCAAAACCAUAGCUGCAACAGAUACCUUAACUCAAUUCCAGUCUCUAAGUGAAAACCAGACAUUAGUUUCCAAGAAUGGAGACUUUGAACUUGGUUUCUUCACUCUUGAUAACUCCACCAACAUCAAUUAUUACCUUGGCAUUUGGUACAAGAACAUCCCAGUCAGAACCAUAGUUUGGGUUGCAAAUCGUGAAAAUCCCGCCACAAAUCACAACUUUGUUGUGUUGCUGAUAAACAACACAGCAAAUAGCACAAUCCUCCUUACUCAGAAAAACAAGAACACUGUUCUAUGGUCUGUGAGCAUAUCAAGAAAACCCAAGAAUCCAAUUCUACAACUGUUGGAUUCAGGAAACCUUGUUCUGAGAGAUGAAAAUGAUGAGAAUGAAGAGAAGAACUAUCUAUGGCAAAGUUUUGAUUAUCCUGGAGAUACACUCUUGCCAGGAAUGAAGGUUGGGAAGGAUUUAAGAACUGGUUUUGAUUGGCGCGUAACGGCGUGGAAGAAUGAGAAUGAUCCUUCACCAGGAACCUUGAAUUGGGUUAUGGAUGUUACCAAUUGGCCUGAACCGAUGCAGAGGAUUGGAACAAUGAAGCAGUACAAUAGUGGUCCUUGGAAUGGAGUUCAAUACAGUGCCAAACCAACAAACAAGCCUAGCCCAGCUUUCGAGUUCAUCUACUUUGCUGAUGAAAACCAAGUUUACUACAUGUUCAAACUUGUUAACAACUCUGUCAAAGCUAGAAUGAUGUUGAACCAAACCACAAACAAGAUUAUGCAGCUUGUGUGGACACAAGGUGUUUGGAAGAUGUAUGGUUCGAUGCCAAGGGAUUUUUGUGAUGAGUAUGGUGCUUGUGGUCCUAAUGGGAAAUGUGACAUGGCUGAGUCUCCAAAUGAUUGUGAAUGUUUGAGAGGGUAUAGGCCUAAGUCGCCAAAAGAAUGGAUCGGAUUGAAUUAUGAAGGAGGUUGCUUGCGCGACAAGCCACUGAAUUGCGAAAGCGACGGGUUUAUCAAGUAUGUUAAGAUGAAGGUGCCUGAUACUGAGAAUUGUUGGUACUUAAAUCAGAGUAUGAACUCGGUUGAGUGCAGAGAUAAGUGCUUGAGGAAUUGUUCUUGUAUGGCUUAUGCGAAUUCGGAUAUUCGAGGAGAAGGCAAUGGUUGUGCUUUGUGGUUUGGUGAUCUUAAUGACUUGAGAGUUCAACCAAAUGCAGGGCAAGAUCUUUAUGUUAGAGUUCCUGCCUCAGAAUUAGAGACAAGAAAUGGAAGCAAGGUCAAGAUAGAAAUUGCAGUUGGAAGCACUAUUUUUGUUGUAUUAUGUAGCUUGCUCUUAGUUCUCUACUUCACUUGCAUAAGAAGAAGAAGUUCCAAGGCCAAAGAGAAUGCAGCAAUAAUGGAUAGUUUCAUUGAAGAACAAGAGGGUCAUCUAGAGCUUCCAUUGUUUGAUCUAUCUAGUUUAGCUAAAGCUACUGGUAACUUUUCAAUCAAUAAUAAGGUUGGGGAAGGUGGUUUUGGACCUGUAUACAAGGGAUUAUUGAAAAAUGGGCAAGAGAUUGCUGUUAAAAGACUUUGUAGAGGUUCUGUACAAGGGCUCAAAGAAUUCAAAAAUGAAAUUGCGCUGAUUGUUAAACUUCAACAUCGUAAUCUUGUGAAGCUUCAUGGAUGUUGCAUUCACAAUGAAGAGAAAAUGCUUGUAUAUGAAUACUUGCCAAACAAAAGUUUGGAUCUCUUCAUAUUUGAUCAAACGCGGAGAAAGCUCUUGGAUUGGUCGAAGUGCUUCCAUAUGAUUUUUGGGAUUGCAAAGGGGCUCCUUUAUCUUCAUCGAGAUUCAAGACUUAGAAUCAUUCACAGAGAUCUUAAAGCAAGUAAUGUCUUACUUGACAGUGAAAUGAAUCCUAAAAUAUCAGAUUUUGGCAUGGCUAGAAUUUUGGGAGGAGACCAAAUUGCAGCAACGACGCGACGAGUGGUUGGAACAUAUGGAUAUAUGGCACCAGAAUACGCAAUAGAUGGAAACUUCUCGGUAAAAUCUGAUGUCUUUAGCUUUGGCAUUUUGUUACUGGAGAUACUAUCCGGAAAGAAAAACAAAGGAAAUCAUUGGGAAAAUGAAAGCACGGACCUUAUUGGUUAUGCAUGGGAUUUGUGGACAGAAGAAAGGCCUCUAGAAAUUGUUGAUGAUAUCCUAAAAGAGUCUUGUAACCUCUCUGAAAUAUUGAGAUGCAUUCAGAUUAGUCUUCUUUGUUUGGAGCAACAUCCAUAUGACAGACCAGACAUGUCAUCAGUGAUUAUGAUGUUUGGAAGUGAAAUUCCCUUGCCUAAGCCAAAGCAACCUGCUCUAGUUGUUGGAGAAUAUGCAUAUCAAUAUGAUUCUGCCAAUGAAUUAAGUAUCGAAGUCUUAGAAUCUAGAAAUUGUGAACAGCCACACCUCAAAGCGUUGAAAAAAUAUAGGAAGCACUCGAUGGAAGUGCUUCUUUCUUUCAUCCUAAUCAAUCUUCAUCUCCUUCUUCUUGUUCUUCUUCCUUUCACCUACACCAGUGUCUCAGCAGAUUCUUCCUCUGGGUUGAAAAAUGACACCAUGUGUGACUAUUACAGAUUUUGUGGAGCAAAUGGGAACUGUGAUCUUACAAACUCAAAAAUAUGCGUGUGUUUAGAUGGUUUCACACCAAAGGACCCAACUUCCUAUGAUUCCUCAGACUUCAAAAUGGGAUGUGUUAAGAACAAAGCAUGGAAUUGCAGCACUGAUGUGUUUGUUAGAUACUCUGUGCUUCAUGAACCAAAUGGAACUUCUUCUUUGUUGAACCAACAAAGCUUGGGAGGUGAAGAUUGCAAGGGAAAGUGCUCUAGUGAUUGUUCUUGCAUGGCUUAUACUAUAAUUGGGACUGGUUGCAAAUUGUGGAGUGGUGAUUUGUUUGAUGUUAGGUUCGUUAAGGAAGGAGGUCAAGGUAUCUAUAUUAGAACACCAGCUUCGGAUAAAGCAGGGAAAAAGGGUGGUGGAGGGGGAAAUCAAGGUAAAAAUGAGGGAUUGGUCGUAGGAAUAGUUGUUGGCAGCACGAUAAUUGUGAUUUCUGGGAUGAUUGUGGCUUCUUGUUGCUUUCUCAGGAAGAGAACACAGUCAAAAGCAUUGGGACAUGUAAGGAUAAAUGAGAUGGUUAGUUAUCAAACUCAUACCAAUGAACAAAAGGAAGAUCUGGGGCUUCCAUUAUUUGAUCUGAAAAGAAUAGCUGUGGCCACUGAUAAUUUCUCCCCCAACAAUAAGCUUGGAGAAGGCGGUUUUGGCCCUGUAUACAAGGGUAUACUAGAUGAUGGGCGACAAAUUGCUGUGAAGAGGCUUUCAAGUAGUUCUGGUCAAGGCCUACAUGAGUUCAAAACAGAAGUAAAACUAAUAGCUAAACUUCAACACCGUAAUCUUGUAAAGCUUUUUGGAUGUUGCAUCCAAGAAAAGGAGAAACUACUCAUUUACGAAUACAUGCCUAACAGAAGUUUGGACUAUUUUAUUUUUGAUCAAACACAAGGGAAUGUUUUGGAUUGGCCUAAGCGCUUUAAUAUCAUUCGUGGGAUUGCUAGAGGCUUGCUCUAUCUUCAUCAAGAUUCAAGGUUGAGAAUUAUACAUAGAGAUCUUAAAGCAAGUAAUGUUUUGUUAGAUAAUAAGUUGGACCCCAAGAUAUCAGACUUUGGUUUAGCUAGAAGUUUUGGAGGGGAUCAGAGUAACGCAAAUACAAACAGAGUUGUCGGAACUUUCGGAUAUAUGGCUCCAGAAUAUGCUGUUAAUGGACAAUUUUCAGUCAAAUCUGAUGUCUUUAGCUUCGGAGUUUUAAUACUUGAAAUCGUAUCCGGAAAGAGAAAUAGAAAAUUUUAUUAUUCAAACAACAACGAUAGCCUAUAUGGGCAUGCAUGGGAUUUAUGGAAGCAAGGAAGGUCACUAGAGCUUGUAGAUGAAAGCCUCAAAGAUUCAUGGAAUUUGAGUGAAGUAGAACGUUGUAUCCACAUUGGUCUCCUUUGUGCACAACAAUAUCCCCAUGAUAGGCCAACCAUGUCUUCUGUGGUUCUAAUGUUGGGAAGUGAUUUUGAUUUGCCUCUACCUGAAAUUCCUACAUUUUUCAUUGUUGAACCUUUUGAUGCUUCAAGCUCCUCCACUGGUAAAAAUGACUUGAGCAUUACAGAGAUGGAAGCUCGAUAACCAAGAUCACAUAUAAGAUUUUUUUUUUUUUAGUCAUUAUAGUCGCAUUAUUUAUGUAGUUGUCAUCAGAUAUAGAUAGUAUAGUCAGAUUUCUGAUUAUAGUUGCAUUAUUUAUGUGUAUCAUAAAGUUUUGUAUAGUUGUAAUCAGAUACAGAUAGUAUAGAGUCAGAUUUCUCAAUGUUCUUCUAGAUAUUAUUACCAAACUUUUCUAUUUUUAUGUAAAGGCUAGAGGGUUUCUUA